AUGACACUGUACAUUCAGAACUCUCAGCCCUACCUUAACAACAUGACCGCAGUGGGCUGCAUGAUGGCCCUGGCUGCUGUCUUCCCUCUGGGAAUCGACGGCCUUCAUGUCCACAGGAGGCAGUUCCCCGUCGUCUGCCAGUUUCGCCUGUGGCUGCUCGGUCUGGGUUUCAGCCUUGCGUACGGCAGCAUGUUCACCAAGAUCUGGUGGGUCCACACCGUCUUCACCAAGAAGGAUGACAAGAAGGAUAAGAGAAAGCACCUGGAACCAUGGAAACUCUAUGCUACUGUCGGUGUUCUGCUCAGCAUCGACAUCCUGUCUCUCAUGAUCUGGCAGAUUGUAGAUCCUUUACAUAUCACCGUGGAGAAAUUCACCAGAGAAGCCCCCAAAGGAGACCUGGAUGUUUUGAUUCAGCCUUUACUGGAACAUUGCAGCUCAGAAAAGAUGAACACCUGGCUAGGUGUGGUGUACGGUUAUAAAGGCCUACUGCUGCUUCUCGGCAUCUUCCUGGCCUAUGAAACCAAGUCCAUCUCUACAGAGAAAAUCAAUGACCAUCGAGCUGUGGGCAUGGCAAUCUAUAAUGUUGCUGUAAGGAAUAAUCUGGCGACGAGUCUCAGGAAACCCCACAUCUUAAGGCCAGGCGCUGAUGAGGAUUGCCAGCAGGUGUGCAACUCCACCAGGUGA
Morone saxatilis (striped sea-bass) is the source of this 684-nucleotide messenger RNA. RefSeq names its product gamma-aminobutyric acid type B receptor subunit 1-like. Bases 1 to 684 code for a protein of 227 amino acids. The transcript is spliced from 7 exons. Gene Ontology annotation, molecular function: G protein-coupled GABA receptor activity. Gene Ontology annotation, cellular component: G protein-coupled receptor heterodimeric complex; membrane. The record is from RefSeq and is a predicted model, not a curated record. Gene Ontology annotation, biological process: G protein-coupled receptor signaling pathway; gamma-aminobutyric acid signaling pathway. NCBI's taxonomy places the organism in Eukaryota, Metazoa, Chordata, Actinopteri, Moronidae.